GAAUUAUGUACCGCAAGUCAUGUGCAUCGUCGGCAGCAUGCCUCAUCGCCUCAGCAGGGUACCAGUCCUUCUGUUCCCCAGGGAAACUGAACUCAGUGUGCAUCAGCUGCUGCAACACCCCGCUCUGCAAUGGUCCUCGGCCCAAGAAAAGGGGCAGUUCUGCCACGGUCCUGAGGCCGGAGCUCCCCACCACUGUCCUGCUCCUCAAACUAGCCCAUCUCUUGGUAUACUGCUGA
Molecule: messenger RNA, 236 nt
Organism: Chrysochloris asiatica (Cape golden mole)
Lineage: Eukaryota; Metazoa; Chordata; Mammalia; Afrosoricida; Chrysochloridae
Product: ly6/PLAUR domain-containing protein 1-like
Exons: 1
Biological process (GO): acetylcholine receptor signaling pathway
Molecular function (GO): acetylcholine receptor inhibitor activity
Source: RefSeq, a predicted model, not a curated record